This is a messenger RNA of Schistosoma mattheei, 4127 nucleotides long. NCBI's taxonomy places the organism in Eukaryota, Metazoa, Platyhelminthes, Trematoda, Strigeidida, Schistosomatidae. The record is from the annotation of a GenBank genome assembly.
AUAGGUUUCAGCGUCAACGCAGAAUUUUGAAUUUGACCUGGUGCUGCGUGCUGACCUCGCCUUGUUGGGUUGUAAGGACAGUAAAUAUGCACGUAAAUGGAUGCAUGGGCAGCAAUCUUUCGGACGUCUUCCCUUCACUUCCUUUCCAAGACUCAAUGAAUAACUCUGUCAAUGGUUCAGUCUUGAAUAUAAACGGACCAAACGUAAACAACAUUGAUACUGUGUCUCGACUCAAGUUUCUUGGCUUAAAUUUGGGGAAUAAUAAUCAGAAUGGAAAUAGUAACACCCUUUGUAAUGAGGAUCGCUCACGCACCAAUUUGAUUAUCAACUACCUUCCUCAGAGCUACGACCAAAACGAUCUCCAGCGUCUUUUUGAGCGAGUGGGACCUAUUAGACAGUGUAAGCUUAUUAGAGACAAGAACACGGGUGCUAGUUUGUGUUAUGGGUUCGUAGAUUUCGUGAACCCUCAGCACGCAGCUUUAGCAAUACAAACCUAUCAUGGCUAUGAGACGGAGCAGAAACGACUGCGUGUGGCGUACGCCAGUUCAGGUGGUCGUCGGUUCACACCAGGUAAAUCUCAUUAUCAUAAAUAACGCCACAGGACAUCGUCUCCAAACAUUUUCGAAUGGAACUAAUUUCCCAGGUUCAUUGAAUUCUGAAGUCACAAAUGAAAAUAUAAUUGGAUGGGAGAUUAUAGUAACUGGGAUACCUGUAGAGUGGACUGAACCGGAUUUACUCGUAGGUUGACUUGCAGAUUAAUUUAUGAUAUCAGCGUCUCUUUUCUAAUUUCGGGGCCGUUGUGGUUAUUAGAUUAUUAGCUCCUCAAUUUCCCGAUUCACCACCAGGUCAAAAGCCUCGUCUCAGUCCAGCUUUGAAUGGAGCUUCAAGUGAUAUGAGUUCAGAAUCAGCAGACAGCAAGUUCACUUCAAGUGCAUCUGUCAUUUUCCAGGAGAAAAAUAAGUAGGUUUGUGUAUUUUUUUCAUUUCGUAGUGCUGAACUUUCUGUUUUGCGCUUGAAUGGUUAUCAGGCCCCGGAAUGGACUACACCACUUAGAUUGCGUUUAAUUGGUUCAGUAACAAGAGAAACCUAUGGGCUGUUUUACUUUUCUUCGCGUCAGUCACCACUCCCACUUAAUCGUACAACUAACAACAACAGUAACGCCGAUCCGUUGACCGAAUCGAAUAUACUCACAAAUGUGUUGAAUAGACGGACGCUGAACACACUAAGCUGCGCUGUGCAUGGAAAUUCACAGAGUCAGUAUAUGGCAGAAACAAAAAACUCUGAAGUCACUCUAAACGUAGCAGUGGAAUCUAGCAGUUCCCUCCAGUUACCGUCAAACCCACCGUUCGGAAUCCCUCCUCGACCAAUCAUGCGAAACAAAAUCACUGAUCACAACCUAACAUCGAUCUUCAACCGCGACGUCCUCUCACAAACCAGUUCGUUAGACGUCUUGGAUUUCCUUGACGGUCACCAUAAUGCAAACUCACCAGGUUUGGUUGCUGGGGUUGAUCGCUGUUCAUCCAGAGAGAUCUCGAUAAUUAACACGCUAAACUCCCAACGAACUGUCGACAGUGACCAGCCGAAAUUGGAACAGUCUCUCAGGAACUUGACGAAUACAACGAGUCAUUCUCCGUGGCUGUUUUCCCAACAGCGGUCUGUACUUAACCCACUUCCGGAAACUGGACGUUCUGACGAAAUAAACCCGAGUGCUUUGACAGCUGGAGUAUGCAGGCGUUUGUCUGUUAAAAGUCCUUUGAUACCAAGUCCUGUGUUGUCGAGUUUGUUAACACAGCGGGGUUGUCAGAUGAACAUAUGGCUCAAACUAGAAAAUAUUCAACCGACUGGAUCAUUCAAAAUUCGUGGUGUUGAAAAUGUGGUUCGCAAGUGGGCAGCCGCGGGAGUGACUCAUAUUGUCUGUCCAACUACUGGGAAUGCAGGCAUAGCCGUAUCUUUUGCAGCUCACACUUACAGAAUAAACUGUACAUUAGUAGUUCCUGAGGCUCUUGAGCAAACUAUUAGACGGCGCCUAUCAUUAGAGGCGCAGGAAGCCAAGAUCGUUAUUGGUGGCACCAGUUUCUUGGAGGCCCAUCACCGCGCUGAACAAUUAGUAAACGACCUACAAUCCGGACACAAUGAUCCCACUGUCCGACUUCUUCAUCCUUAUGAUCAGCCUGAACUAUGGGAAGGAUACGAAACUAUUGUUGACGAAGUCACUCCAGAAAUCGGUCAACCAGAUGCUAUAGUUGUCGCCGUUGGUGGUGGAGGGUUGCUUGCAGGAGUCAUACAAGGUCUGUGGAAUAGAGGAUGGUCUUCAACCCAUAUAGUAACUGUGGAAACAGAGGGGGCAGAUUGCUUAAACCGUUCAUUGAAAUCUGGUCAGUUAGCAGUUAUUCCACGAAGCUCAACGAUUGCAACUUCUCUCAGCGCCCCAGUCUUGGCACAGCGUGCUUGGAGUUUGGCUCAAUGCCAUUCGAUUAGUGCAGUGACCUGUACUGACGGAGAGGCAGUUGAUGGAGUUAAACGUUUUUUGGAUGACCAUGGAAUGCUUGUUGAUCCAGCUUGUGGAGCAGCACUUUCGACUAUAUAUUCAGGCUACCUAUCACGCCUACAACUAGAGGGUCGCCUACCUCGUCCCUCCAAUGUUCUCAUAAUUAUCGGUGGUGGACGGAAUGUCUCUUUUCGUCAGUUGAUUGACUGGGAAAACCAAAUGUCUUCAUUCGCUCCAGAACAAAUUGCUGCAUCUGUUUUACCGCCUUUAUCAAGUUCUUACAUCACUCACUUAUCACCUCGUUCGACAUGCCAAGAAAUACCUAAAUCUUCAACAAUGACUCAUUACACGUCAGGGACUGAACACGAAGAAGGCAGAGUUGGGACCCCAACACCAAACACGCCGCGAUCUGUGUGUGCUAUUUUGAGCAGAACUGCAGUCUCCAGGUCUGAUGCUGCUGACCACCACAUGUCAGUUUGCAAUGGACUGGAGGUCGAAAAUAGUUCUGAAUGCGCUGGUUCUUUAAAUCCACACGACCUUAUGAAUUUCUCCAAACUCCUGGCCUCAUCUGAAGCUGAAGGUGAAGAAGGUGGGCUACGUGAAUAACAACCUUCAGAUUAAUCAAUGUUAACCAUGUUUUAUUUUACUUCUAUAUUUUGACUAUAAACAGUUUUAUGUUUUUCUGUUUUCUAGGCUUAGGUUAUCUUGAAUACCAUAUACUUAAUUAUUUUUGACUGCUUUUGUUUGUUUGGAUUUUUCUUAUUGAAAUUGAAAUUUUUAGACGGCUGCAACACACGGACAAGCAUUAAUCACUUUUGAUUUAUUAUUUGUUUAUUGGAUUUCGUAUUCUUUUUUCAUUUGGUGGUUAUUAUAGUCUUUGAAUGCUGAUCCACUUAUUUGUUUAUUUUAGUCUUUAUUGUUUACUCUUCAUUAGUUUAUAAUUUGUUUCGUCAUUUUUCACUUAUAUUAAUCUGUUUAACGCGCUGUUACGGUGUAAGAUUCGAGGACUAUUACACCCAUAUGAGAAAGAAAAUACAUCUAAUAAACAAAUAAUGAAUCAACAGAGAUCAAUGCGUGUCGGUCGUGCAAAUUUGUUAGCGCAUCUAUUUACCAGUGAUUGAAUUUUCUUAAUGGUUAACAUGUCUCCCUACCUCACAUCAUCUAUUUUAUCUGUUUCAUCUUUCUCUGUAAACUUGGCCUAUUUUUUCAUUAAAUGAGCAUCAUUUCAUAUAAAUUAACCAUUCCGUUCCUCUAGUUUAUUUUCGCAAAUUGAUUUAGUUAAUUUGUGUGUAACGCCUUACUUGAAGCAAGGUGGACACAGUCGCAUUUGUUUUGUUUUUAUCUUAUGUUACUUAUCUUUAUCGUACUACACAAUUAUUUCGCACUUGUGCCUUUCUUUUUAUAGUCAUUGUGUGUUUUUAUUAUUUCUGGCAAGCAGCAUUACUUUCUAAUCUGAUAGAGUACAAGAUUUUGGAUUUAUUUACUCUAUUGUAUUUCGUUUUCAAUAAUGGAAACAAUUAUGUAUGGUUUUGCUUGUUGGUUUUUUGUAGUCUUUUUUAUUACCAUUUACUUAUAAUGUGUAUCACCUACAUUACUUUGCAUUGUUUUUUAAUUUUCAUUGCAUAAAUUUGUGUGUUGC